CAAGCUUGCAUUAACGGAGGUUUCUUUGAACCUUUCCUUAGGGUUUAGGCCUUUUCCGAUCAGAAAUGGCGUCUCUCAUGGCGGUCCGGCGUGUUCGAACCCCCAUUCAUAUCUCCUCCUUCAUCAAGGUACUGUCUCCUCUCCCUUCAACUUUCACCUUCUCUUGCGGAAACCGAACAGAGACCCUAAUCAAAGCCCUAAGCACCUCGGCGUUCCCUGACGAUUUCUCCAAUUUCCCUACACCGCCGCAACAACCUUCUUCGUCUGACCAUCGAUAUCCUCAGGCUCAGUGGGGUUCGCCGAGCCAGGUUCAUCGUUCGAGUGGAAAUUUUAAUCACCAGUCGUUCUCGGAGUUUCAGAAUCGCGACUAUGUUCAACAGGGAAGUCCUAGUAAUCAAAUGAUUAAUCGGAGUCAAAAUCAGAGCUCGUACCCCAAUCUUGGAUUUCCCCGGCAGGGUCAGAGCUAUACUCAAGGCGGUAACCCUAAUUCGUGGAAUCCUCCAAAUCAGAGCUACCCGCAGUAUCCAAAUCCUUCGCAGCCGAACCCUCAAAAUUUCAAUUAUCAGCAACAAAGAGGCCCUAACCAAUGGAGCAAUCAAAAUCAGGGACUCCCACAAUUUGGAAAGCCUGGUCAGCGGAACCUACAAGCAGAGAAUUCUUAUCAGUUGAAUAAUCAGGCUGGGAUUCAAGGGCAUGGUGCUCAAAAUCACGCACCCAAUGCCCUUGUAUCUCCUAUUGAUGAAUUGCGGCGCUUUUGUGGAGAGGGGAAGUUGAAAGAAGCUGUUGAAUUAUUGAAAGAAGGUGUUAAAGCUGAUGCUGAUUGUUUCCAUGAGUUGUUUGAAUUAUGUGGGAAGUCGAAGUCAUUUGAAAAUGCUAAAGUAGUUCAUGAUUACUUUCUACAGUCAACUUGUAGAAGCGAUCUGCAAUUGAAUAAUAAAGUGCUUGAGAUGUAUGGGAAAUGUGGGAGCAUGAGCGAUGCACAGAGAGUGUUCGACCAUAUGCUUGAUAGGAGUAUUGAGUCUUGGCAUCUGAUGAUAAAAGGAUAUGCGGAUAAUGGAUUGGGUGAUGAUGGUCUGGAGUUAUUUGAGAACAUGAAGAAGUUGGGAUUGCAUCCCAAUUCACAAACUUUCCUUUUUGUUAUGUCGGCUUGUGCUAGUGCCAGUGCUGUGGAAGAAGGAUUUAUGUACUUUGAGUCUAUGAAAAAUGAUUACCAUAUCAACCCAGACAUGGAUCAUUAUCUGGGGCUUUUAGGUAUUCUUGGAGAACCUGGACACAUCAAUGAGGCUUUCGAGUAUGUCGAAAAACUGCCCAUGGAGCCCACAGUCGAGGUAUGGGAGACUUUGAAGAACUAUGCUAGAAUGCAUGGAGAUGUUGAUCUUGAGGACUAUGCAGAGGAGCUAAUUGUUGAUCUGGACCCAACGAAAGCUGCCUCUAACAAGAUACCGACGCCACCUCCCAAGAAGCGAUCUGCAAUUAGCAUGCUUGAUGGGAAGAACAGGAUUGUUGAAUUCAGAAAUCCAACUCUCUACAAAGAUGAUGAAAAAUUAAAGGCUUUGAAGGCAAUGAAAGAACAAGGGUAUGUGCCAGAUACUAGAUAUGUUCUUCACGAUAUUGAUCAAGAGGCCAAAGAGCAGGCAUUGCUGUAUCAUAGUGAACGAUUGGCAAUUGCAUAUGGAUUGAUCAGUACACCGGCGCGAACGCCUCUUAGGAUCAUUAAGAACCUACGGAUCUGUGGUGACUGUCACAAUGCCAUCAAAAUCAUGUCUAGAAUUGUUGGGAGAGAGUUGAUUGUAAGGGACAACAAACGGUUUCAUCAUUUUAAGGAUGGUAAAUGUUCAUGUGGGGAUUACUGGUAAACCAUCAUUCUUGAACACACCACAACAUGUACCUGAUGAGUUUAUCUUCCCAAUAGCAGCUCGAUGUAAAGUGUUAGACCAUCAAUAUCCUUAUGCGAACCACGAAACAAGGUACCGAUUGGAGACGAGCUAGCCAUUGAUUUAUAAUGUACGCUCUUCUUAUCCUGAUAUUUAAUCAUUCGUCUUAUCAUCAUUUUUUUUUUCUUCUUUUCCUGCUGUUUAUUGUUGGAACUGAAUUGGAAAGUGCUAGUUUUCUUCUCCUGAUA
Molecule: messenger RNA, 2122 nt
Organism: Cucurbita pepo subsp. pepo (vegetable marrow)
Lineage: Eukaryota; Viridiplantae; Streptophyta; Magnoliopsida; Cucurbitales; Cucurbitaceae
Source: RefSeq, a predicted model, not a curated record